UUGUCUAGAGAGGUGGAAAUUGACAGGUGUUGUAAAAAUAUACUCUUCACUUUACCAAACCCAAAUUACCUUAAAGAACAGAAUAGUGUGGAACCCGGAUUCAUCUUGCAAUGAUGUCCCUAUCUGAAAUACACGAAACCGACCAAAACCCGGAUUUCACCACAAACAAGCCGGACGAAACGGGGCUUACCAAGCCACAGAAAGUGGCUCUGUCUGGAGCUUGGCGCUUGAUGAAGAAAGACAUUGUGUCUCAUGGGAGGAAUAUUUUUGUCCGGUUUUUUGAAGAACAUCCGAAGUAUAUAAGUUAUUUCGACUUCUCACAAGACUCGGAAGCUACUGAUUUACAGGACAAUAAAUCGCUGCACGCUCAUGCGUUGAACAUGAUGAAUUUCAUUGGAGUAUUGAUCGAUUAUGGACUCGAAAAUCCCGUUAUGUACAAAUGCAGUUUAGCGAAGUUUGUCAAAAACCACCAAACGCACAACGUCACAAGAGAUGAUAUAAAAGUACUUUGUGACGUAAUUAUCGCGUAUUGCCUGCAGACAUUGGAUCAUCACCGUUCCAAAACGUUAGAUGCAGCGUUCGCAGCUUUCAUGGAAAGUUUGGUGGCCUCUUAUAAUUAAUCAGUUCUUCUGUAGAUAUACAUGG
This is a messenger RNA of Toxorhynchites rutilus septentrionalis, 645 nucleotides long. RefSeq names its product hemoglobin-2. The record is from RefSeq and is a predicted model, not a curated record. Bases 111 to 620 code for a protein of 169 amino acids. Gene Ontology annotation, molecular function: heme binding; oxygen binding. NCBI's taxonomy places the organism in Eukaryota, Metazoa, Arthropoda, Insecta, Diptera, Culicidae. The transcript is spliced from 4 exons.